Scomber scombrus (Atlantic mackerel) is the source of this 2157-nucleotide messenger RNA. Its product is annotated as sterol 26-hydroxylase, mitochondrial. Lineage: Eukaryota; Metazoa; Chordata; Actinopteri; Scombriformes; Scombridae. The transcript has 10 exons. The coding region runs from base 68 to 1693 and encodes 541 amino acids. Gene Ontology annotation, molecular function: iron ion binding; heme binding; monooxygenase activity. The record is from RefSeq and is a predicted model, not a curated record. Gene Ontology annotation, biological process: C21-steroid hormone biosynthetic process; glucocorticoid biosynthetic process; cholesterol metabolic process. Gene Ontology annotation, cellular component: mitochondrial inner membrane.
GAGGUGGAGUCCACUUUUUAGUCUACGUGGAAAACACACAGUGAGGAAAACAAUCGUGUCUUCCACCAUGGGCUCCCAGGUGUGUGGAGCCUGGUCUUCCCGCCUACCUGCACUCUGCGCCCGGAUACUUGCUGCCCGGCCCGGUCCGGAGCUCCGACCCGGAGCCUCCACUACCAUCUCGGCCAGAAGAAACCUGAACGUCCAGACUGCAGCUGAGGCCGGAAAACUGAAGAGCAUCGAUGAUUUACCGGGACCAAGUUUAUCCACCACUUUGUACUGGUUAUUUGUCAAAGGAUAUGCAGACAAGAGCCAUUUACUGCAGGGUUUACAGAAGAGUCUGUAUGGACCCAUCUGGCGCUCCAGAUUUGGCCCGUUCGACAUCGUCAAUGUGGCGAGUCCAGAGCUCAUCGCUCAGGUGAUCCGACAGGAGGGUCGCUACCCGGUCCGAGCCGACCUGCCGCACUGGAAGGAGUACAGAGACCUGAGGGGACAAGCCUACGGUCUGCAUGUGGACGUAGGACCGGAAUGGUACCGAAUACGCAGCGCCCUGAACCCCAAGAUGCUGAAGCUACGGGAAGUGUCAGCCUUCGCUCCCAUCAUCCACCAGGUGGUCGGAGAUCUGCUGCAUCGCAUCGACCUCCUCCGAAGUCGCAGCGAGGACCAGACCACCGUUUCAGACGUGGCUGCAGAGCUCUACAAGUUCGGCUUUGAAGGUAUCUCCUCCAUCUUGUUUGAGACCAGGCUGGGCUGCCUACAGGAGGAAAUUCCUCAAGAGACGCUGCGCUUCAUCAAUGCAGCCAACGACAUGCUGACAAUGUCUGAGACGGUGGUGAUUUUCCCACGUUGGAGCCGUGGCAUCCUCCCCUUCUGGAAACGCUUUGUUCAGGCCUGGGAUGACCUCUAUGACGUAGCCCAGACCCUCAUCAACAGGAGAAUCGCUGAAAUCGAGGCCCAGCUGCACAGAGGCGAGCCGGCAGAGGGCAUGUACCUGACAUACCUGCUGUCCUCUGAUAAGCUGACCAGAGCAGAGGUCUACAUUACCAUCACUGAGCUGCUGCUGGGAGGAGUCGACACGACCUCUAACACCCUAUCGUGGGUGUUGUACCAUUUAGCGAGGACCCGCGAGGUUCAGGAUCGACUGUACCAGGAGGUGAACUCUGUGUGUCCAGACAGACGGGAGCCAACCACGGACGACCUGAGCAGGAUGCCCUACCUGAAGGCCGUCAUCAAGGAGACGUUACGCCUGUAUCCUGUCGUUCCUGGAAACGGACGCUUCAUUACAGACAGUGACGUGAUUGUCGACAACUACUGGAUUCCCAAGAAGACUCAGUUCCACUUGUGUCAUUACGUCUCCUGCCACGAUGAAUCAGAGUUUACAGACGCAGAGCUCUUCGUCCCCGAUCGUUGGCUUCGUGGUGAGGUAUCCGGCGGCGACAGCGAUGGCGAUGGCUGCGGCAGGACCACGCCCGGCACCUUCCAGCAUCACCCGUACAGCUUCAUCCCCUUUGGCGUCGGGGUUCGAGCCUGCGUUGGGAAGAGAGUGGCGGAGCUGGAGAUGUACUUUGCUCUGUCCAGGCUGAUGCAGCAUUACGAGGUCCGGCCUGAAGACGGAGCACCGACUGUAGAACCCAAAACCAGAACCCUGCUCAUCCCGUCAAAGCCCAUCAACCUGCGCUUCCUCCCAAGGGCCUGAAGAAGAGGGGCAUCUGAGGGGCCACAGCACAGAUAGUUUCCAGAAGACGAAAAGGACUCGAAGGCUUUUUGUUUUUUUUAGUUUUUUUUAGUUCAGCAGACAAAUUGAAUUUGCACAGCUGCAGCCUGAACAUCUGAUUACUGUUUUUAUUGAUGUGUUUAUCUCUGGACUCCUUGCUCAGACAUUGCCUUCUGCAUGACUGUGUGUGUGUGUGUGUGUGUGUGUGUGUGUGUGUGUGUGUGUGUGUGUGUGUGUGUGUGUGUGUGUGUGUGUGUGUGUGUGUAAGUCACCGCUCUUGUGCUUCAUGUUUGAAAGCUUGCCGACUUGAUGCACUUUGCACAGACGUGUUUAUUGCUGACGUGUGAUUUUAUUUUUAAUUGGUUUUAUUUGUAUCAAAGCCAGAAAGCGUGUGUGUGUGUGUGUGUGUGUGUGUGUGUGUGUGUGUGUGUGUGUGCGUGUGUAGA